GGAGGCGGUUCAACAAUCCAUUUUAUCUCAGGAAAUUAUAUACGGAAGUUGUAGUGUUUUACAGUUCUUUCAAAUACACCAUUCACAGAAAUGACGUUCUCUAUCUUUUUAAUAUUUUUUUUAGUAAACUUAAGUCCAGUUUUUUUGCGGAAAAGAGAAUACACAACUUGUGAUAAUGAGGAAUGUCAAAAUGUUGCUAAUAUAAUUUUGAGUGGCAUGAAUCAAACUGUAAAUCCCUGUGAAGAUUUUUAUAGUUUUGUUUGUGGUUCGUGGUCCACUAAUCAUCCGGUUCCGAAAACAAAAGAAAAGUGGAGUCUCAAUACAAUGCUUGAUGAAAAAAUUCAACUUGAUUUGAAGAAUAUUUUAGAAGGAAAUAUAACAGAUAAUGACACACUGGCGUUAAAAGUAGAAAAACAAUGGUAUUCAGCAUGUAUGGAUGAAGAAAGACUUCGAAAGAAGGGAUUCGAACCAGUUAGGAAAUUAAUAGAAAAUGUCGGUGGAUGGCCAUUGGCUUGCGAUAAUAAUUGUAAAUGGAAUGAAUGCGAAUUCUCGUGGCAAAAUGUUGCAAAAUAUUAUGCAGGUUUCUUUGGAGAAUAUAGUUUAUUUUCCAUUAGCAUCGAUUCUCUUCCGAAUAAUUCGAGCAUUAAGGUUUUAUCGUUGGAUCGUACAAGUUACUCUUUAUUUCGAACUUUACUGCCAAUCAGUAUCGCUGAUGAUGAUGAUGAUGAUAAUGAUAAUAAUUACAAAGAAAAUGAUGAUUCUACUUUUAUGGAAGAAGAAAAAAAACUUUUGAUAACAGUCGUGAGGGCUUAUGACAAAUCAAUAGGGAUGACAACAGAUUUAAAUAAUAAGGACAUUCAGAAAGUGAUCAAUUUUAAAAUAAUGUUGAAGAAGAUUAAAAAAGUUCAAUCUACGAAUAAUUCUUCAUUAAUAACUAUUCUUGAAUUACAACAAUUCUACGAUCAGCAUAAAACUGAAUCAUCAACAGCUGAGAUCGAUUGGCUGGAAAUGUUUCGUGCUCUAUCAGUGAAUUCUGGUGUAAAAAUUAAUGAGGAUGAAAAAUUACUACUUCUGGAUAAAGUGUAUAUUAUAAAGUUAGCCAAACUCUUGAGUCAAACAUCUCACAAAACUAUUGUAAAUUACAUUCAUUGGACUUUUGUCAAGGAUUCUUUGAAGUAUUUGGAUAAAGAGAAGAGGCAAUGGUAUUCGAAUGCGAUGAACUCGAUUUAUGGAAUUAAAGAAGACAAAAAGCGAUGGGAAUCAUGUAUCGAACACUUGCCUCUGGUUUAUGGCUAUAAUCAAGCGUAUGUGAAAAAAUACUUUUCAGAAAAUUUGAAAAUCAUUGCUAGCAAAAUGGGAGAUGAAUUACGCGAUGGAGUUGAAAAACAAAUUUUACGCUCCAAUUGGAUGGAUGAAAAAACGAAAAACUUGGCUCGCGAAAAACUUGAGGCAAUGAAAUUUCAUAUUGGUUUUCCGGAGACAUUCAAGAAUGAGACGUUUUUUGACUACCUCUAUAAUGGCCUCAAAUUGGGACCAGAUUAUUUUAAAAAUGUUUUGAGUUACUUUAUACAUGGAACAAAACAAUCAUGGGAGAAAUUUAGAAAUUCAGCUGAUAAAAAUGAUUUCGCAAUGUUACCAACAACUGCCAACGCCGUUUACUAUAUGCCCGACAAUGCGCUAACUUUACCAGCUGCUCAGCUUAAAUCACCUUUAUUCAGCGAUGCAUUACCAACAGCUGUUAAUUACGGAUCCACUGGUUUUAUUAUGGCUCAUGAAAUUUUUCAUGGAUUUGAUAAUGAAGGUCGAAUGUAUGACAAAAAUGGAAAUAAAGUGAAUUGGUGGUCAGACCGAAUGGUUGAGUUAUACGAAGAAAAAUCGCAAUGUUUCGUUGAACAAUUCAAUGACUACAAGAUAAAUGGCGAACUUACUGAAGGGGAAAAUAUUGCAGACACUGCUGGAUUAAUUACAGCUUUUGAAGUUUACAAGAAUAAAAUAAGAAAACACAAUAGUAAUGAUAUGAGACUUCCGGGACUUCAAAAUAUAAGUAGAAAACAACUUUAUUUUAUUUCAUUUGCUGCUACAUUUUGUAGUAGUUUAACGCCCGAAUAUAGAGAACAAAUGAGGAAAAAAGAUGAACAUUCAACAACAUAUUAUCGAAUUAAUGGAGCAGUUUCAAAUAGUGAGGAAUUUUCGCGAGCUUUUAGAUGCUCGAAAAGCUCUCCAAUGAAUCCUGAUCGAAAGUGUCAUAUUUUUAAAUAAUUUUUGUCGAAAAGUAUUAAUAAAUUAACACCACAGUUAAUUGAAUGAAUAAAUAAAUAAAAGAAAUUAUUGAUUACAAAUAAUA
Messenger RNA from Leptopilina heterotoma, 2344 nucleotides. Its product is annotated as neprilysin-4-like. The record is from RefSeq and is a predicted model, not a curated record. Lineage: Eukaryota; Metazoa; Arthropoda; Insecta; Hymenoptera; Figitidae. Gene Ontology annotation, cellular component: plasma membrane. Gene Ontology annotation, molecular function: metalloendopeptidase activity. Bases 91 to 2259 code for a protein of 722 amino acids. Gene Ontology annotation, biological process: protein processing. The transcript has 18 exons.